CGCUGUUGUAAUACCGUGCGUAGCUUCAUAGACACGUGACAGACAAUGGCGCCCAUCUAAUUCAGAGCAGCAGCGUCGCCUCCAUUCACUUCCGCCCACAGACUCACUGGAGGGGAACGCUAUUAAUCCGGUCACCGAGCGAUUCCUUCUUUCAUCCACAUCUAAGGACUUGUCACUUUCCUCACUACCCUCAGCCAUGCUGUCCCGGAUCCUCAAAGAGCACCAAGCCAAGCAGACUGAACGGAAAGAAUUGCAAGAAAAGAGAAGGAAGGAAGCGAUUGCUGCAGCUACAACCUUGACAGAAGCAUUGGUAGAUCAUCUAAAUGUGGGUGUAGCGCAAGCAUAUGUGAACCAAAGAAAGUUGGACCAUGAGGUAAAGACGUUGCAGACACAGGCUGCCCAUUUUGCAAAGCAGACGACACAGUGGAUUGGUUUAGUGGAGAACUUUAACCAGGCCCUAAAAGAAAUCGGUGAUGUGGAAAACUGGGCCAGAAGCAUUGAAAAGGAUAUGCGCAUUAUAGCGACUGCCUUAGAAUAUGUAUACAAGGGUCAGCUGCAGCCGUCUGCCUCUUAAUAGGCCUCACUGGCAGCUCACCGUGGAAGUAUACAUAUAAAAGGGGUUGAGGCUGCAUGUGGUUUGCAUGAGACAGCCUUAGCCUCUCCAGAUCCCCUAUAUCUGCAAUUGCUAAUGGUAUUUUGUGCCAAGGAAUUUAUUUAUUUGAGGCUGCUCUAUCUACAGUUGUGUACAGCAUGUCUGCAGUCAAGAGCGCACUAAAAUGAAGAUCCCAUCCAGACAUGUAGCCCCUGGGAGAGAAGGGAUCCAAAAGACCCUUUGGAGGGCCAUAUCUGACUCAUGAAAAUAUUUGUGCAUAAAAAUAACAGAACAGCUUUUGUGGAAAGGUUAUGUAAAUACUGUCAUAAUGAUGUAUAAAGUUUUGCUGUAAUGUGGCUAUGUAAAUGGCAGUUUAUUGGCCUUCACGUGCUCCUCAAAAGCUUACAACUGAUGGGUCACAUGGUUAAUACUGAAGCACUAAAUAAACAGUUGUUGAACA
This is a messenger RNA of Xenopus laevis (African clawed frog), 1052 nucleotides long. It is a transcript of the gene bloc1s1.S, whose product is annotated as biogenesis of lysosomal organelles complex 1 subunit 1 S homeolog. Lineage: Eukaryota; Metazoa; Chordata; Amphibia; Anura; Pipidae. The record is from RefSeq and is marked provisional. Gene Ontology annotation, cellular component: BLOC-1 complex. The transcript is spliced from 4 exons. Bases 197 to 574 code for a protein of 125 amino acids. Gene Ontology annotation, biological process: endosomal transport.